Molecule: messenger RNA, 2092 nt
Organism: Elgaria multicarinata webbii
Lineage: Eukaryota; Metazoa; Chordata; Lepidosauria; Squamata; Anguidae
Gene: TXNRD2
Product: thioredoxin reductase 2
Exons: 18
Coding region: 10-1551 (513 amino acids)
Biological process (GO): cellular response to oxidative stress; glutathione metabolic process; cell redox homeostasis
Cellular component (GO): cytosol; mitochondrion
Molecular function (GO): glutathione-disulfide reductase (NADPH) activity; thioredoxin-disulfide reductase (NADPH) activity; flavin adenine dinucleotide binding
Source: RefSeq, a predicted model, not a curated record
CCGUACAGCAUGGCGGCGCUGUGGCGAGGGACCCCGUGCUUCCGACGCGAGCCCGGGCUUUGCCGUACAGUGCGGGCCCUGUCUUCAGGGAAGAGCGAGUACGAUCUUUUAGUCAUUGGAGGAGGAUCCGGUGGGCUUGCUUGCGCGAAAGAAGCUUCCCAAUUUGGAAAGAAAGUGGCUGUGCUUGAUUAUGUGGAUCCUACUCCGAAAGGUACCAAAUGGGGCCUGGGCGGAACUUGCGUGAAUGUUGGCUGCAUCCCUAAAAAGCUUAUGCAUCAAGCCUCUCUUUUCGGCGGGUCCCUCAAAGAUGCCCGGCGUUAUGGCUGGAAUAUAUCCCAUCCCGCAAAUCAUGACUGGUCCACGAUGGCAAAAGCUGUUCAGAACCACGUGAAAUCCUUGAACUGGGGCCAUAGAGUGCAGCUGCAGGACAAGAAAGUCAAAUACUUGAACUUGAAAGGCAGUUUUUUGGACGAGCACACGAUCCGUGGAUCGACGAAGGGAGGGAAAGAGAUAUUUCUCACGGCAGAAAACAUCGUCCUCGCCACUGGCGGGAGGCCAAAAUACCCUGAGAAAAUUGCAGGGGCGCGGGAGUAUGGGAUUACAAGCGAUGAUAUCUUCUGGCUGAAACGAUCUCCUGGGAAAACGUUGGUUGUUGGAGCCAGCUACGUUUCCCUGGAGUGCGCCGGCUUUCUCACGGGCCUCGGAUUGGACGCCACGGUCAUGAUGAGGAGCAUCCCACUUCGGGGGUUCGACCAGCAAAUGGCUGCCUUAGUAACGGAUUACAUGGAAGACUACGGCACUCGGUUCCUGAAGAAAUGCAGCCCCACGAAAGUGAAGAAGACAGAUAACGGCAGACUGCGGGUGACGUGGAAAUACGUUGAUUCCGGCAAAGAGAAAACGGAUGAAUUUGACACGGUGAUGUGGGCCGUAGGCCGGGCUCCUGACACCAGAACCCUUAACUUGGAGUCUGUUGGCGUGAAAAUAAAUUCUGAGACGGGAAAGAUCAUUGUCGAUGCAGGAGAAGCUACUUCUGUUCCUCACAUUUAUGCCAUUGGAGACAUAACAGAGGGGCGUCCCGAACUCACUCCAACAGCGAUCGCUGCAGGGAAAUUGCUGGCUCGCCGGCUGUUCAGCCAGUCCGCGGAAGUGAUGGAUUACGACAACGUGCCCACCACGGUUUUCACUCCCCUGGAAUAUGGCUGCGUAGGCCUCUCGGAAGAAAAAUCUGCAAGCCGAUUUGGAUCGGAUCACAUAGAGGUGUACCAUGCGUUUUAUAAGCCGUUGGAAUUUACUGUGGCCGAAAGAAAUGCGCCUCAGUGUUACAUAAAAAUGGUGUGUUUGCGCGACGGGGAACAGCGAAUCCUCGGCCUCCAUUUCAUUGGCCCGAACGCGGGCGAAGUUAUUCAAGGAUUUGCCCUUGGAAUCAAGUGCGGAGCAACCUAUUCGCAGAUGAUGGCGACGGUUGGGAUCCACCCUACUUGCGCCGAGGAAGUCACCAAGUUGUACAUCACGAAGCGGUCAGGCGCUGAUCCCACCGUCACUGGCUGCUGAGGUUAGCUGCCGUCCCUGGAUCGCAAUUGGAAGAGCACUGGGCAGAAGCAAUCCGAAGGAAGAGAGCGGACAGCUGGGAGGCCAGAAGCCGCAGCGCAAGCAAUUGCCUCUCCUGUUUUAGAUGGACUCCACCGUCGCUCUUCGGAAACUGAUCCUGCAACUGGAAUUCCAGCACAACUGAAGUCAUCGUUGCUGAUGAGACACUUCCCCCCCCCCUUCCGCCUUAUCCAUACAACGGAAGGGAUUUUCUCCAUUUCGGACAGAUCCUGCCUCGUGCUCUCCAGGGAUGGCCUUUUUGUAACCAUAUCGGCCGGGCGAACGUUGACUCGAACGGUCUGACGGAUGGUUCGGAUUAUUUCUUGUGUGCAAUGCUGAAAAAAGAAAUGGGUAGACCAGCUAAUGACGGCUUGUGUAUUAAACCACAUGUUGGGGUAGACAGGCCUGAGGAUUCGCUGGCUCCUUCCUCAAUGCACGUGAUCCUGUUUUAUAUUUAUUGUAGACAGCCUCAUGGAAAAAUAAAGACCAGGGGUUUUUUUCUGUC